AGUGCGACAAGGGAGGUAACUCCCAUCUUUCCUGUUUGUAAACAAAAAUAAAGAUGUAUCAAGAGCAGCGAAGUAACGUUCGACAAAGACGAACAGAUGAGCAACAAGAACCGGAUUCCACAGAUGAAAGAGAUACUACUACAAAUACAGACUCUAAAAGAUCGAGCGGUUGGUGUGAGUUUUUAGCAUCAGUUAUUCUUGCUGUAAUUCUGCUGAUUAUAAUUAUAAUACUGGUCAUCCCUUCUCCAAUAGAACCUAAAUCUUUCAGUGUUCAAAAAGCUCCCGAGUUAACAGGGGCAUUAACUCCCAACACCAAGUUACGUAGUGCUCAACGUGUGUAUAUUGGAGAAGUAAAUGGACCGGAAUCAAUAUGUGUAGAUGGAGAACAUGUAUACACUGGAACGAUGGAUGGUAAAAUAUUAAACAUUCACAAAGGACAAAUAACCGUGUUGGCUAAACUUGGUGAACCCCCUUGUGGUGGUUUUGAGGAUGAACCGACAUGUGGACGGCCAUUAGGUAUGAGACUAGAUCACAAUGGUUAUCUUGUUGUAGCAGACGCAUACCUGGGUCUAUUUAGAGUUAACGUAGCCACAGGAGAUGUCCAUUCUUUGGUUCUUUCAACUCAGAUGAUUAGUGGAACUCAAGCCAAGUUUUUUAACGAUCUAGAUAUUGCUCAGGAUGGUACGAUAUAUUUUACUGAUUCCAGUACCAAAUGGGGCAGACGACACAAUCGCUAUGCUAUUGUUGAAGCAGACGAUACUGGCAGAUUAUUAAAGUAUAAUCCUAAAGACAAAUCAGUUGAACAGUUAGUCAGUGGUCUGAGUUUUGCUAACGGUGUUCAAUUAUCGUCUAACGAAGAUUUCCUGCUCGUCUGUGAAUCAACUAAAUAUAGAAUAUGGAAGUAUCAUUUACAAGGAUCAAAGCGAGGUGAAAUGGAAAUAUUUGCUGAGAAUUUACCUGGUAUACCUGACAAUAUACGACGAACACCGCGAGGUACCUACUGGGUGGGACUAGCCGGGGCUAGGUACGCUGGAAAAUUCAGUUUCUUAGAUUAUGCAGCAGAUAAACCAUGGUUACGAAAAAUAAUAACAAAGAUUGUUUCACAGGAAACGUUAAUUAAAUUCGUGCCCAAAUAUGGUCUUCUGCUUGAAUUGAAUAAUCAAGGGGAGAUAAUCCGUAGUUUUCAUGAUCCUACUGGAGAGAAAGUGCCUGCUAUUAGUGAAGCUGAAGAAAAGGAUGGAGUUGUCUACCUUGGGUCGUAUAAUUUACCGUAUAUGAGUAAAUUAAACCUGCAGGGUUUAUAGUUGGCCUCUUUUUCAAUCUGAUUAAAAAAAAGGGCCCUUAUUCACGAAAACUUAAACUAAGUUACAACCUAAAUUUUAAGAAAUACUGCAACUUCAUUGGAUAUAUGCAAAUUGAUUUUACUGGUCAGCCAAUGGAAUUGCAGUAUUUCUUAAAAUUUUGAUUGUAUCUUAGUUUAAGUUUUCGUGAAUAAGGGCCCAGAUCUAUAUUUCGUUUCGUUUUUUUUAUACUUUCGAUGGCCUACACUACAUGAAGAUCUGACAAGUUAUAGCGAUAGAUCACGUCAGGGGUCAAAAGACCGACUUAUGACCCUUUUAACGACAGUUAUUUGAUUAACCAAUCAGCAUUGAUGUUACUAGUGGAUUACCCACAGUUCCGUGAAAAACACGCCUAAAGCUCGCCGUAACAGACCGUUUCAUUGGCUUAUCCCUGACGCCAUUCAGAACACGAGUUAAAUAACAACUCUUCCAGAUCCCAGUGUAGUAAAGACAAGUAAAACGAAAUUUUGAACUAUAAAAACGAAACGAAAUAAGAUCUGUGUUUUAACCAGAUUGCCUCUUGUUAAACUUGAGCUAUCACUUUAGUAAUCAGUAUAAACAAAUUUCAUUUGACAGGAUUUUAAUAUGUGUGGCCCGUGACAGCAAAAUGAGCCAAAAGUCAUUGAAUAUGAUAAAUGAACAAAAAAUGUCGAAAUAAACUAAAAAUAUCAUGAGAAAGAUAUUUUUAUACGACCACAUUUCGUUGCUCCAGAGGUUAUAGGGUAGAACUAGAAAGGGUUGUUACUCGUAAUCAGUUUUUAAUGUGUUGUAAUGUGAUGUAACUGACUUGCGACUCAUUUACUAUGACUGGUCACAUAUGGUUCAAUCAGGGAAUGUUUAAAAAAAGUUUUCAAUAUUGGAAUCCCAUUUGUUGAUGCAUUGCUAAAGUCUAGCACACUCAGAUAAUUUUGUGGGGUUGGAUGGCUGAAUGGUUAGCGUGCGCGUGCUGUGUCAUAAAGUCUGUCAUUGAGUCGACUGGCGUGGUUUCGAAUCCCCGGUUGUACGUGACAAGGAGUAGGGUUGCCUGUCCAACCUCGUGGGUUUUCUCUGGGUCCUCCGGUUUCCUCCCACUGCUAAAGACCCCUACGCGCAAGCGAAUUAUUGAAAUAAAAUUAAACCAUGUUAGUCCCGAAAUGACCUAGUUUGUGUUGAGUGGACGUUAAACCCCAUUUCUCUCUCUCUCUCUCCCAGACGAUUUUAUUAGGCAUUUCUUUAAAUGCUUUUUAAUUACCCCCAUAUUCUUAGAACAAAAAUUCUUGCAACGGCAAUAGAUAUUGAGUUGCUAAAUUUUUCUAACUUGUUGGAUGUUUCUGUCAAAGAAUUACUUGUUGCUCUGAAAUCAUACAUCAAUGCGACAGCUACCAAUAUCGAAUGGGUCCAUUUUGUUGUUGGACCAAUCAGAGCAUAUAUAUAUUACCAUGUGAUUUUAUAAAAUGACAGCUGCAAUCUGAUUACAAUACAGAUCUAUUUUUCAUUUCGUUUUUUAUACUUUCGAUGGCCUUAACUACAUGAAGAUCUGACUAGUUGUAGUGCAAGGUCACGUCAGGGGUCAAACGAGCAGCUUUUGACCUUGUGACAUCAGACAUUUGAUUAAUCAAUCAACAUUGCUAUUUCUAGUAGGUUACCCCCACAGUUCUGUGCACCUCACACUCAAAGCUCCCUGUAACAGAUCAUAUCAUUGGCUAAUCCCUCACAUAUCCAGAAUGCAACUCUUCCAGACCCUAGUGUAGUAAAGACAAGUAAAAUGAAAUUUUGAACUACAAAAAUCAAAAUAGAAUCUGUGUUUUGAUCAGAUUGCGUCAGUGAAAACAGAGACUGCAACCCGAGAACGGUUGCCUGCUAUGUGGCAAGAACCAAUCCCAAUUUGGUCAAUUUUUUUGUUAGACCAAUCAGAGAAUCUGUAUUACCACACACUUCACAACAUGCCCGAUUGCCUAACAAUUACUCAUUGCUUCAGUAAACAAAAAAAAAAUGUUCACUAGGCUUUACAUUCAGAGUGGGGCUCCGGGCCUGACUAGAAUCGCGUGGCCUCUAACGAGACGAAAUGAUUAUUUCAUAUCCUUUUGAAUGGCACACAUGUGUAACACACAAUUGAACGAUUUGCAAUACAAGAAUAAUUACAUAUUGUAACAUGCUUAAGGGUGAAUCUUGCAUUUUGAUUGGUCAAUUAGACACUGUCAUUUGGACAAUCACACCCCUCUGUUUUAGUAAUUUUUUUUAAAAUGCUAAAAUAGCAUGUUACAAUGUCGAUAAACACUACCUGCGAAACAGGAAGUGUUUAUCACUUAAAUAUCUGAUCAAAUACGAAAUCUGUUCAGUUCCGAAUGGCAUACAAUGCACGGAAAUUGCAUAUAACAGCGGUUACCGUAAAACUUUCAUCUGGAAUUUGAAUUUUUUCUCAUUUUGCCAUGAACUGCGGGGCCCCCUAAAUCGCAGGGCCCCUCAGGCCCAUGCCUAAGCUGGGCUUUGCAUUCAGGUGUAAAUAUUAUGGUUAUCAUAAAGUUUAAUAUAUGUUGAUGUAACUAGGCUAGUUGAGUGUUUUAAUAAUUGAAGUUAUUUUGUGUAUGAUGUUUGAAUAUAAAAUUGAUAAAUUAGUUUCUGAAAAUGUUUAAAAUUAAAAUUGUUGAAGGUUUGGCAUGAAGAUGAUUGCUUUUAGUUCAAUACAAUCAUUUCAAUAGAAAUUUAUUUGUGCAAUGGUUGAUGUUCUUAUCGCAAAUAAUCUCUUGGUUUCAAACAAUGUACAUUUAUAUGUUGUCUUUGUGAGGAGGUUGAAUUGUGGUGCCUUUGUAUAAAGGUUGAACGAUUGUAUAAUUUCAAAUUUAAGAUGUUUGAACCAUUAAGCAAGACUUAUGUCGACCUUGCAAGUGAAAGCAGCUGGGAGCAACUGGCAUCAACUGAACGCAACUGAGAAAAGUCAACCUAAGCGCAUCUUACAACUCAAAGCAACCACUUGCCUAUGUUUAACUUUCUGCAACUCGCUUAAACUAGCGGCAACUAUUUGCUGUCAACAUGAGCGCUCUUAUUACUGGCGUCAAUUUGUUUCCAUAGAUAUAACAUCACAAGAUAAGUGACAUGAGUUAUGUGACUUUAUAAAAAGGCAACAUGAAAGUGAACAAAGGCAUCCACUUUUCAAAUGUCGAUGAUGAUGUCGACAAUAGUGCAGUAAUAGAAUUGUGGUAAGACUGACCAUGCCUUUGGGGUCCGUGUUCUUAGGUAUUCACCAUUUUGAAGAUUGCUAUCAGUUCCGAGUCAACCUGAGUGCUCUGAAUUCAGUUCCUCUCAGUUGCUGAUUCGAUCGACAUAAGCAAACUUGCAAGUGGUAAAGUUGACAUAAGCCCCGCUUAAAACAUAUUUUAGUUAAAUUUCAACUUUUAAGUGUCAUUUAAAUUUUCUACUAUUAUUAUUUGACAUCUGAAUCAUGUUGGUGAAUGCUAGGAAAUAUGAGUAUUUGAUGUAUAUAUACCCAUAUAAUAUUUACUUAUAUGAAUUAUAAAUAAUUUUCCUGUUUCAGUAUUUCUAACCCAGCACCAUAAAUAUGCAACUUAAGUAGCGCUUGGGAACAGUUCCUGAUCCAAUAAUAAUGUGAAUAAUUGUUUAGAUUAAAAGUAAUUGUUUAGAUUAAUAGUAAUACUAAUAAUUGCAUAGCUUAAGAAUAAUAUAAACAAUUGUUCAGAUUAAUAAUAAGAACAAAUGUUUAGAUUUAGAAUAAUGUGAACAAUUGUUUAGAUUUAGAAUAAUUGUUCAGAUUAAGAUUAAUAAUAAUUGUUCAGAUUAAUAAUAAUAAUAAUAAGAAGAAGAAGAAGAAGAAGAAGAAGAAGAAGAAGAAGAAGAACAACAAAUGUUUAGAUUAAAAAUAAUGUGAAUAAAUGUUUGGAUUAAAAAUAAUGUGAAUAAAUGUUUGGAUUCAGAAUAAUGUGAAUAAAUGUUUAGAUAAAAAAUAACAUGAAUAAUUUUCUAGAUUAAGAAUUAUAUGAACAGCUAUUUAGAUUAUGAUAAUAAUUGUCUAGAUUAAGAAUUAUAUGAACAGCUGUUUAGAUUACGAUAAUAAUUGUCUAGAUUAAGAAUUAUAUGAACAGCUGUUUAGAUUACGAUAAUAAUUGUCUAGAUUAAGAAUUAUAUGAACAGCUGUUUAGAUUACGAUAAUAAUUGUCUAGAUUAAGAAUUAUAUGAACAGCUGUUUAGAUUAUGAUAAUAAUUGUCUAGAUUAAGAAUUAUAUAGACAGCUGUUUAGAUUACGAUAACAGUUGUCUACAUUAAGAAUUAUAUGAACAGCUGUUUAGAUUAUGAUAAUAAUACGAAUAAUUGUUUAGAUUAAGAAUAAUUGGUUAGAUUUGAAAAAAUAAGAAUAAUUGAAUAUGUAUUUAGAUUAUGAAUAAUAUGAAUAUAUUAUUUAAAUAAUUGUUUAGAUGGAGAAUAAAAGAACAACAAAUGAAUUGUUUAUUAGUGGUAUUGGUUUAGAAUUGGAUGUAUUUAAUGUAUAAUUGUUACUGUUUUAUUUGGGCUGAUAUUCCCAGUUAUAUUGUGUUCAAAUGGCUUUAAAUAAUAAAAAAAUAAUUUUCUUUU
This is a messenger RNA of Patella vulgata (common limpet), 5903 nucleotides long. Its product is annotated as adipocyte plasma membrane-associated protein. Gene Ontology annotation, molecular function: strictosidine synthase activity. The coding region runs from base 54 to 1304 and encodes 416 amino acids. The transcript is spliced from 9 exons. Gene Ontology annotation, biological process: biosynthetic process. Lineage: Eukaryota; Metazoa; Mollusca; Gastropoda; Patellidae. The record is from RefSeq and is a predicted model, not a curated record.